Rhododendron vialii is the source of this 969-nucleotide messenger RNA. RefSeq names its product glutathione S-transferase U17-like. The record is from RefSeq and is a predicted model, not a curated record. Gene Ontology annotation, cellular component: cytoplasm. The transcript has 2 exons. The coding region runs from base 95 to 778 and encodes 227 amino acids. Lineage: Eukaryota; Viridiplantae; Streptophyta; Magnoliopsida; Ericales; Ericaceae. Gene Ontology annotation, molecular function: glutathione transferase activity. Gene Ontology annotation, biological process: glutathione metabolic process.
CCUAUAAAUUUUCAAAGGCUGCUCGAUAUCUUUCAAAUUGAUACCCACAACAACAUAAAAAGCACUCUUUUACUGAUUACUUGAGAUUUUAGCCAUGGCAAUGAGUGAUGUAAAGCUUCUAGGUGCGUGGCCAAGUCCAUUCGUAAACCGGGUUCAAAUUGCCCUCAACUUGAAGUCCGUCGAUUACGAGUUGAUUGAAGAGAACUUUGGUACCAAAAGCGAGCUUCUACUGAAAUCGAAUCCGGUUCAUAAGAAAAUUCCAGUUCUAAUCCAUGGGGAUAAGCCAAUAAGCGAGUCUCUAAUUAUUGUCCAAUACAUUGACGAGUUGUGGACCUCGGGCCCAACUCUCUUACCUUCUGAUCCAUAUGAUCGGGCCAUGGCCCGCUUCUGGGCUGCUUAUAUUGAUGAUAAGUUAUUUCCAACAAUAAAGGAGCUCCGAUCAACAGAGGCAGAGGAGGCAAAAGCCGCAAUAGCACAGCGCAUGACGGAAGGACUGGUACUAUUGGAGGAAACCUUUGCCAAAUGCAGCAAAGGGAAGGGUUUCUUCGGCGGGGACGACAUUGGAUAUCUCGACAUAGCCUUUGGGAGCGGCUUGGCAUGGCUGAGGGUGGUGGAGAUGAUGACCGAUGUGAAGCUACUCGACGAGGCCAAGAUGCCGGGCCUGUUCGGUUGGGCUGAGAGGUUCUGUUCACAUGGUGCCGUGAAGGACGUCGUCCCGGAAACAGAGAAACUUUUCAAUGUAGCCAAGAUGAUUACGGCCAUAGCUAAAGCCCAAUAAUCUCUCAAUUGAUCAAUUUUUACAGUUGAAUAAUUCCCACUGGGAAGGUUGUCCCUUUUUGAGUUGUAGUUCAAUAAUUUGUCUUGUUUGUGGUACUUCACAUGGGGUUGGUUUGUCAUAGUUUUUCGUUGAUUUUUUACUUCGAGUUUUUUUUUUUGAAUGGCAAAGAAAUGUUAUUUGUCUUUGAAUAA